This is a messenger RNA of Solea solea (common sole), 939 nucleotides long. It is a transcript of the gene pax9, whose product is annotated as paired box 9. Gene Ontology annotation, biological process: regulation of transcription by RNA polymerase II; anatomical structure development. The record is from RefSeq and is a predicted model, not a curated record. The transcript has 3 exons. Gene Ontology annotation, molecular function: RNA polymerase II cis-regulatory region sequence-specific DNA binding; DNA-binding transcription factor activity, RNA polymerase II-specific. NCBI's taxonomy places the organism in Eukaryota, Metazoa, Chordata, Actinopteri, Pleuronectiformes, Soleidae. Bases 145 to 939 code for a protein of 264 amino acids.
AGUCCCUCUUGUUCCUCCUUAUAUCGCACGGGAAAAAGGUUUUCUUGGACGCGGUUUUGGACAGUGGACACGCUGGACGCGGAGCAGGAUCCACGCAGGAGGCACAAACCGGACACCGUGUUCUUCAUUUGCGGGUUUAACACUAUGGAACCAGCCUUCGGUGAAGUGAACCAGCUCGGCGGUGUUUUCGUGAACGGCAGGCCGCUCCCCAACGCCAUCCGGCUCCGGAUCGUGGAGCUGGCGCAGCUCGGGAUUCGACCCUGUGACAUUAGCCGGCAGCUGCGCGUCUCUCACGGCUGCGUCAGUAAGAUCCUAGCCCGCUACAACGAGACCGGUUCCAUCCUCCCGGGCGCCAUCGGAGGCAGCAAGCCGAGGGUCACCACGCCCACCGUGGUCAAGCACAUACGGACAUACAAGCAGAGAGACCCGGGGAUUUUUGCCUGGGAGAUCCGGGACAGACUACUCGCCGACGGGGUAUGCGAUAAAUUCAACCUCCCCUCCGUGAGCUCCAUCAGUCGGAUCCUGCGCAACAAGAUCGGGAAUCUGUCCCAGCAGGGUCAGUACGAGUCUGGGAAGCAGGCGCCUCAUCCGCCGCCACAGCCAACGUUACCCUACAACCACUUAUACUCGUACCAGACAUCCAAAGUGCCCACUCCCCCUGGCAUGCCCACGCUUCCCGGACACAUGGCCAUGCACAGGAUAUGGCCUUCCUCGCACUCUGUGACUGAUAUUCUGGGGAUUCGGUCUAUUACAGAGCAACAAAACGCCGAGUGGCUUGCCCACAGUGAACAGCUAUGUCACAGCGCCCAGCAUGCCUCCCUACCACCCUCCCACCCAAGUGUCACCCUACACGGGGUGCAGCGCCACCACGUCGGCCUAUGCGACCGGAGCCACAUGGCAGCCGGCCAGUGGCAGUGCUCCAUCGCCCCACAGCUGUGA